CAAAGACAGAUGAAUUGAACAGUAGGCACUGGGUGGGAUAUUGGCCAUUGCAUUUGGAAGAAGUGAUUUUGUGAGUGUGUAGAAAGAUUAGGGUUUUGUGUGCGUUUGUAUAGAGUAGAAGAAGAAGAAUUAGGGUUUGUGUAUACGUAGAUACAGAGAGAUAGUGUAGAAGAAAGUUUGAUUGAGGGAAAAAAUGGGUAGUGAAGAGGAUUCGAUCGAGCAAAGCGUUGCGUCCCGUCGCGAGAGACUGCUUGCUCUCAGAGCGGCUCAAGAGUUGUCCAGUGCUCCCGAACCAAAGGACAACGACGAUGCUGAAGAAGAAGAAGAUCAACAACAAGAAAUGAAGUUUCGUAACUACGUUCCUCAUGACAAGAACCUUCAGGAAGGGAAGCUUGCCCCUGCUGUGCUCCCCAAGUUCGAAGACCCUGUCGAUGUGCCUCCACUCGAACCUCAGGCUCAGGAGGAUCCGUUUCUGAAUAUUGCUCCGAAGAAACCUAACUGGGACCUGCGGAGAGAUGUGCAGAAGAAGUUUGAUAAGCUGGAGAAGCGAACUCAGAAGGCUCUCUAUCAGCUCAUGGUGGAACAAGAGAAGCAAAAACAAUUGACUGAAGGAGAUGAUACAAAUGGCACAGCAGAGUAGAUUGCAAUUUGUUACGGAAACUGAAAGAUAUGGAAGCAAUAUUUUGAGAACUCCUGUUCCAUUUAAGCGUGUUAUUAACGCAUAAAGAAUAGGAAUCUGACACAGAUUUAGCAUUGUAUCGUGAAUUUCGUAUCAUUCACUUCUCUUUCCAUGAACAAGUUUGAGUAUAUUAGAUAUGUUUGUAGAGGUGAAUAUCCCUGGGAUUCUGAUAGUUGUAUCAAUUAGUUUAUACAUAACACUACUCAAAUAUGGGAAGAUUUAAUUUAUUUUCCUCUUUUA
Vigna angularis (adzuki bean) is the source of this 919-nucleotide messenger RNA. RefSeq lists its product as uncharacterized. Gene Ontology annotation, cellular component: U2-type spliceosomal complex; post-mRNA release spliceosomal complex. Lineage: Eukaryota; Viridiplantae; Streptophyta; Magnoliopsida; Fabales; Fabaceae. The record is from RefSeq and is a predicted model, not a curated record. The transcript is spliced from 4 exons. The coding region runs from base 194 to 640 and encodes 148 amino acids.